AUGUCAACGUUAGCACAUUACCUGACUGAACAGCAGCACAUAUGGGAUGAGGUGGCUUUCACUUCUGAUACUGACGUAUGCAUAUCAGAAAUAUGGCAAUUGCCGAAUGCAGCAGGCACUCAAUGGAGCUUCACAGAAAGCAAGGACCUGGCUCCAAAGGUGUCAACGACUACACUAAUUAAUUCCGGAAGCACCACUCGUCAGCUCAGAUUACGAGUGUACUGGUUACCAUAUCAUGUAAAGCAGCGGAGUAUCGCAUUGGAACGAAAUCAGUACACGAGGUUACUGCGUGAUCUGAAGCUGGAUCUUGCCACAGCUUAUUCUGGUAUUGGGAGACUCAAUGAAACAGAAACAUCAGUCGCUCAGUACUAUUUCAGUCUACAUCCAAAAGCUCGAAUGACAUGGCGUGCCGACCGAGACGGAAUCGUGCAUGUGGUAUGUGUGGCUGAGGACAAGAAGAUAGACGUUCUGAAGGAUCUACUCAGCAAGGAAUUCUUCCAGACCAUCUGCGAAGAAGAAACGAUGCCAGCACUUCUAUGUGCCGUAUUACUGGCUCUUGAGGUGGAGAAAUCGCAAGACGAAAUCAAGAAACAAGUACGCCAGGUUGAAGUACGAACAGGACAUCACGACUGGAAGUCGCGCAAAGAAGGAGCAGCACUCGGCGAUCUAACAAGUUUGUCGGCGAAAAUGAGUGGAUGUUCGACCCGUUGUGGUUCUGGCUUGAGGAAGGCGUAUGUGCUCAUCGAUGUGCUCGAUUUCGUUGACACGCAGCUUGCGAGUAUGGUUUCUGGUGCGCACGACCGUGUAAAAGAAAGGAGGAGAAAGAUCCUCGAUAUGGUCCAGAUACUCAGAAAGCGGGCAAAGGUCUCAAUUGGAGACAACGAGUUCAUUCAGCGUCGAGUAGAUAUACAACUCAAUGCGCUAUAUCAUUUAGUUGCACAGAACGAUGCGUUCUUGGGUCAGCAAAUGGCGUCGGAUUGUCGACUCGUCGCUAUCGCUUCCCAGCGAGAUUCGUCCAGCAUGAAAGUGAUUGCCUUCGUCACCAUGUGUUUCCUACCUGCAACAGUCGUGGCCACGGUCUUUAGCAUACCUCUUUUCGACUGGGAAGCUGAAACACGGACAGACAUGAUCAGGCGAGAAUUCUGGUUUCCAAAGCUCGUUGUGUAUCUUGCUGUCACCUUUCCGCUUAUGGCUUUGACGUUCGCUAUUUGGGGACUGUGGCUAUUCGCGCAAACGAUCAAGGACAAGAAGAGAGCUGUAGCGAUCCGAGCUCAACUUGGUCUUGACGCUGAAAAGGAUGAGGCUCAAGCCCUGGCUCUCAGACGCGCAACACUACGUGCGAACAGCAUGAGUGGAGAGUGA
Molecule: messenger RNA, 1362 nt
Organism: Lithohypha guttulata
Lineage: Eukaryota; Fungi; Ascomycota; Eurotiomycetes; Chaetothyriales; Trichomeriaceae
Exons: 3
Coding region: 1-1362 (453 amino acids)
Source: RefSeq, a predicted model, not a curated record